Messenger RNA from Centropristis striata (black sea bass), 2273 nucleotides. RefSeq names its product protein disulfide isomerase family A, member 6 (gene pdia6). The record is from RefSeq and is a predicted model, not a curated record. The transcript has 13 exons. Gene Ontology annotation, biological process: response to endoplasmic reticulum stress. Lineage: Eukaryota; Metazoa; Chordata; Actinopteri; Perciformes; Serranidae. Gene Ontology annotation, cellular component: endoplasmic reticulum lumen. Gene Ontology annotation, molecular function: protein-disulfide reductase activity; protein disulfide isomerase activity. The coding region runs from base 105 to 1430 and encodes 441 amino acids.
AGCCAAUCAGCGCGGGCCACGGUGAGCUUUUUUCGGUGUAUUUCCGCGGAUCCGCCGCCUGCAGCAGCAGCUAACAGAGGACCGUUCACAGAGCUGUUAUAACCAUGAGACCGCUUUCACUCGGAGUGCUGUGCUGCUCCCUGCUCCUCUCUGUGCAGGCUUUCUACUCCUCCAGUGAUGAUGUUGUGGAGCUGACUCCCUCCAACUUCAACAAGGAGGUGAUCCAGAGUGACAGUCUGUGGCUGGUCGAGUUUUAUGCUCCCUGGUGUGGCCACUGUCAAAGUCUGACUGCUGAUUGGAAGAAAGCAGCCACCGCCCUCAAGGGUAUCGUGAAGGUGGGCGCCGUAGAUGCAGACCAGCACAAGUCACUGGGAGGCCAGUAUGGCGUCAGAGGGUUCCCCACCAUCAAGAUCUUUGGAGCCAAUAAGAACAAGCCAGACGACUACCAAGGUGGGCGUAGCGGCCAGGCCAUCGUGGACGGAGCCAUGAGCGCUCUGCGCUCUCUGGUGAAGGACCGGAUGAGCGGCAAGGCUGGCAGCUCUGGAUACAGCAAGCAGCAGGGUGGUGGCGGUGGCAGUAAGCAGGACGUGGUGGAGCUGACUGAUGAUAACUUUGAUAAGCUGGUGUUGGAGGGAGACGACGUCUGGCUGGUGGAGUUCUUCGCCCCCUGGUGUGGACACUGCAAAAACCUGGAGCCUGAGUGGGCGGCUGCAGCCUCAGCUGUCAGGGAGCAGACCAAGGGCAAAGUUCGCCUCGGAGCCGUGGACGCCACGGUCCACCAGGCCGUGUCCGGACGCUACGGGAUUCGUGGAUUUCCCACCAUCAAGAUUUUCCGUAAAGGGGAGGAACCUGAAGACUACCAGGGGGGGCGUUCCCGCGGUGACAUCAUCGAGAGGGCUCUGGACCUGUUCUCUGAUAACGCCUCUCCUCCUGAACUGGUGGAGAUCCUGGGUGAAGACAGCUUGAAGAAGACGUGUGAGGACAGUCAGCUGUGUAUUAUUGGAGUCCUGCCACACAUCCUGGACACAGGUGCAGCAGGUAGAAAGGGCUACAUGGAGGUGAUGAUGAAGAUGGCUGAGAAGUACAAGAAGAAGAUGUGGGGCUGGCUGUGGACCGAGGCCGGGGCUCAGAUGGAGCUGGAGUCCUCUCUGGGGAUCGGGGGCUUCGGCUACCCCGCCAUGGCCGCCAUCAACACACGCAAGAUGAAGUUUGCUCUGCUGAGAGGCUCCUUCAGUGAGACCGGCAUCCACGAGUUCCUCAGGGAGCUUUCUGUGGGCCGCGGCUCCACCGCCACGCUGGGAGGAGGCAACAUGCCCAAGAUCCACUCUGUGGAACCCUGGGACGGCAAGGACGGACAGCUUCCUGUGGAGGAGGACUACGACCUCAGUGACGUGGACCUGGACGACGACUUCGAUAAAGACGAGUUAUGAGUCGGAACGUGAUCCAGACCAGACCGGUUUGGUUGGAUCUGGUCUGGACUGCUCCUGCUCCUGCGUGACCCGCCUCCCCUCUCCUGUGGACGAAUGGGAGGCCCGGUCGCCCAGUUACUGAAAUUUUCCAGAAAACGACACGAGAGACACCUGCAGUUUCUCACAUCAUCUGUGUCAGUCACACGGGGACACGAGGAGGAAGAGGAGGAGGAGGAGGAGGAGGAGGAGGAAGAGGAGGCGUGGCGUCCCUUGAGUGAACUCUGCCUCACAUAACUGCUGAACGUUAGACGCUGCAUAUUUAUACGACCACGGCCAGCUGAGAGGAGGAGGAGGAGGGAGGAGGAGGAGGAGGAGGCCUUUCUAGUCUAGAUGGAAUUGUCCAAAAAGUGAAAGUGAGGAGCAUUUAUGGGUUUAUUAAGUCAGGAUCUGGCCUACUUUACUUAUUUCCAGGGUGCUGAAUCCCAAAAAAAAUGGUUCCCAAGCCAAAUUUUGAGUUUUUGACCUUCUCAUUUGCAUAUCAAAAUGGCGGCCGUUGGUCGUUGGACCAUUUCCCCUUAGUUUUUUUGUAAGUAGGCAAUCAAAGAUGAGGAAAUUAAGUUUCUGGAUCUAUAGUCUAGGGUCAGAGCAAGGAUAUAGUGACUUGAUUUGAUUUGAUAAAUCUUUAUUGUCCCCGAGGGGCAAUUUGUUCUGCAUUCAGUAGUAAAAAAUGUCACACAACAAACAAAUAAUCAUAAUAAAUACAAAACACAGAACAUAAAAACAUUAAAGCAUAAAAGCAUAUGGGAGAUAGUGGAGGCUCAGUGUCUUUUUUUAUGCAUAUAUAUAUAUAUAUAUAUAUAUAUA